AUGAAAGAGUGGUUGUUAUCAGAUUGGAUGCCAUGGUACAGUCCUCAACCUGACUUUAGCACUAUUGGUGUGAACAGGUGGGCUAUUAAUUUAUUAUCUUUUGUAGAGGAACCCUUGAUGAUCCUUUAAAAAAAUAUAGGAUAUCAGGGUUCCCCAGGAAAUUUAAAGUAGAAAAAAAAAACCUUCAGCCAUACAUUACAUGUAGGUGAUUUGUCUUGGCAUGGGUGUGGAAAGGGGCAUAGCCCCAUUUAUUGAAGGAAUCUGAUGACCUUUCCAGGGAAAUUUUGAAUUGUGGAAUCCUUAAAAGUAAACUUUCAUGCAUUUUGUGGGGCCCAAAAAAAAAUGGCAUACAUGUGUGAAUGGCUUCGUUAUUAUUUACCCAUUAACUGCUUUACCAAAUAUCACAUUUGCUUUACCAACUGACCCCAGUUGUUCAGUUGUGUUUGCUUUGCUUACUGGCAUAAAGAGAACUUUGUUUUGAGUGGUUUGAAAUCCUUUCGUAUAUAUGUAUCUCAUGUCAAGGCCUAUAAAGGGGAUCUGUGGCUUUACUCAAGAAACUAUUGUGGGUCUGGUAGCAACCUUGGAGAGUAGAGACUUACAAAAUGCCAGGAAAGAGCGCUCCCCCCGCGCACAUGAGAGCAUCAGCAACUGAUGAUGUUGAAGGGAUUAUAGCCCUAAAAUAUGAAAUGCUUGGAGACAUCUUUGAUGUCAAACAAUAUUUGGAUGCACGACCGAAAAUUCUCAGUGAACUCACAGAUCCCAGAUCCAGACCCAGAUCUGGAAUUUUUUUUUACUGA
This is a messenger RNA of Porites evermanni, 797 nucleotides long. Lineage: Eukaryota; Metazoa; Cnidaria; Anthozoa; Scleractinia; Poritidae. The record is from the annotation of a GenBank genome assembly.